Messenger RNA from Liolophura sinensis, 7757 nucleotides. Its product is annotated as dystrobrevin beta-like. The record is from RefSeq and is a predicted model, not a curated record. Gene Ontology annotation, cellular component: plasma membrane; synapse. NCBI's taxonomy places the organism in Eukaryota, Metazoa, Mollusca, Polyplacophora, Chitonida, Chitonidae. Gene Ontology annotation, biological process: synaptic signaling. Gene Ontology annotation, molecular function: zinc ion binding. The transcript is spliced from 10 exons. The coding region runs from base 194 to 2659 and encodes 821 amino acids.
GAUUGGUUCAUUAUGUGCUGAGAUGGGAGGGUUUUCCUUUGUAGGCUGCGAGUAGCCGUGGCAUUAUAAACUUGUCUCUGUUUCUCAGCUCUCCGUCUGUUUUUCUUGUCAGAUUAGGUCAGAUAAGAUUGCUGCUUCACGCCCGUUGCAUCCAUAAUAGGCUUUAAGUGGUUUUAUAGUUCCACAUCUGAUCAUGGAUGAUCUCCAUUGGUACGUGUCCAAAUUUUUGGAGAAACGACAGUUUCGCCAGUUUUAUAGGGAUGUAUCCCCCAUGCGUCACAACGUCAGUCCGUCUGCUUCAAGUUCUGGCAUAAGCAGUUUGUCGAAGUAUGAUCUUCCCUCAGAGAGAAUGGAGAAAUGCCUGCGGGUUUGUCGCUUGGAAAAACUUCGGACUACUCAUGGUCACCCACAGGCUGAUUGCCAUGGAAACGUGGACCAGGUGAUGGUCUUGCCAAAGAUGAAGUGUUGCAGCUUGAGAAAUGUGUCUAUGGACUCAAACUGCUGUUUUCAAAUGUUGCCGGAUGACAAAAUGCUGAGAAGCAGUGAAUUUCCUGGAAGUUGUGCAUGCGAGAAUACUGUUGACAAGUCGUCUUCAAAGUGUUGUUGUGGUACAUCACAGAAGCAGAGUUUGAUGCCAACAUUUGUUAGUAGUGUAAAGGAUGCGCCUUUACCAUAUUCAUGCUCUUGCCCAGAAAUCACACCAAGGUCAUCUCACUCAAGGUCAGGCGAUUCAUACCCUCAUCAAGACCUGUUAUAUCUGGAUAUUACCUGUGGAUGCAUUCCUAAGUCAUACACUUGUCAAAAUAUCAUGUCGAAAAGUGGCCCACAGAGGGAAGUGGAUUUCAGUGAAGAAAGCUUAAAUGGACAUCCUGUGAGCUCCCAUCGAAGGCAUUCAAAUGACAGCUGUCUGUCCGUUAAACGGUGCAUCUGUCCGGUUCAUGUGAGAGACAGGUGUAGCCACUCAAGUGAAAUCUCUCCUCUUCAUACGUAUUGUAUAUACCAGAAUUUAUUGUCCAACGGCCAUCUGCCGAAAUCAGGAAAACUGGCACCACAACACAUGAUGUGUUUGUACCCUGAGGCUGCUUGUAGAGGGAAUCCAAAGAGGUCAUCUGGAAGGAAAAUGUCUCCUCUCUGUCGCUCAUGUACGUUUCAUGAAAUGCCAGCACGUGAAUCGAUGAACUCUUCAAGUGUUUCCUCCUUAUGUGAAACACUGGACAAGGCAAUAACUACUGCGGGCACUGUCAAGCAGUUCCUCAGAGACUGUAGUCGGGAACGGCACAAACUGAUGAAUGAAACUGGUUCGCGCAAACUUAGCGAACCAAACAUCCGUCGCUACGGACUCGGGAUGGUUCAUAAUGCAUCAUGCCCUAGUAAGCUGAAUGCCAGCGUAGAUUCCACGCACAUUGAUGAUGAGCAUCGCCUGAUUGCACGCUACGCUGCCCGCCUGGCCGCCGACUCGCACAACGCGGCAAGAAGUCCCACUGAACUCAACUUCUGUUUGGACUCUAACAAGGCUCAAAGAGAGCUUAUCGCUCAACUGGAAGCCAAAAACAGGGAAAUCAUGAAAGAAAUCCAGAGACUAAGAGUGGAGCAAGAGGCUCAUGCCAAGCGGAGCAGCGCUGCAGAGUACAACCCAACACUGCUUGCCGAACUGAGGCUACUACGACAACGCAAAGAUGAACUGGAGUCGCGCAUGCAGGCACUGCAGGAGAGUCGCAAAGAGCUCAUGUUACAGCUAGAGAGUCUGAUGAAGCUGCUAAAGGUAUCUUCAUCUAAUCAUGGUUCCCCACGGUCCACUCCUAACAGCAGCCCUCGCUCUAGAAGUGGUCAGUCACCAACGACAGGCAUGCUGCCGGGAGGUGGGAGGGGCAGUACCCCGAGUACUCCCAUGGACUCCCUGUCUGGCCUGGGAGGAGAUGUGAGACAGGCAUUCCAACAGAUGCCUGGUUCAGCGGCAAACGCCCGAAACCUCAGGAAUGAUUUGUUGGUAGCGGCAGAUUCGGUGACAAAUGCUAUGUCUUCUCUUGUUAAGGAGUUAAAUUCUGAGGCCAGUGGAAGUGAUGGAGAAGGAGAAAUUACAAAAACAGCCAAUGGCGGGCUGGAUUCAGGGGAGUUGUUCCACACCCAGGAAUCGGACGACGUGUCAGGUUGGCGAGAGGAGAUGAGAGCGAGACUAGCGCAGGAGCAGCAGUUCAUAGCAGAGUUGCGAGCCAGGCGAGACCGUAGCGCUCACAGCAGUCGCAACACCAGUGAUAAUGAACAAGAGCAGUACGACGGUGAUAUGUACACGAGGACGGAUGAUGACCGGCUGACCAAUGAUGACUGUGAUUCCUAUGUGAGAACAGAUGACGAGAGUGUCAUCAGAACGGACGAGGAGGAUGCAGAGCUCUAUGAUAAUCAUCCCAAAAUUCACAUCCCCCUGUGGAAUUCUGAUUUGGGACAAUUUAGCGUUGAUGUUGUCUUUGAACUGGCUGGUCGAUACACAACUGAUGACGAAAGUUACAGAACUGACGAGGAAUCUGUGAUACGUACUGACGACGAAGAGGGAGGCAAUACUGACUGGGAGGAGUCUAUGAACGCUGGAUCAAUAGGUGAAAUGGAGUAUGGCAGUGGAGAUAAUAUGGUGCCAAUACAGACCCUGUUUGGAGAACGUCUGUAACAGAGGAAUGUGUCCAAUAUCAGCACUGUUGGAGAUCACUCAGAUGUCAGUAGUGUAGAAAUGUGUCAUUUCUCUAAUAGGUGAAAUUGAACUGGAAAUUAACUAGAGUUGAACCGGUAUAUAUAUAUAUAUAUACACAAGUCUGUAUAAUGGCGUGUCAUUAAUUAUGUAUAUAUUGUAUAUUAAAUAUAGCCAAGGACCAAGACUCUUUUUUCUGAGCACAAGAAAGUAAAACGAGAAGAGAAAGUUGAGUGCUCUUUGAACUUUACCAGGUAACUUAUACAAUCUAGUCAGGCAAAUGCAAUGAAGAUGGUUUAUAUGCCGUGUGCUUGUAAAUAGUAUACAAGUUAGUGUUGGCAAUUUUACGCUGCUCUAGGGCUUAAAAAAAAACAAAAAAAACCCGGAGGAAACGAAUCCUUUAUAUAUUACGAGAAGUAGCAAUUAUUAGCAAGCGUUGAACAGUAGCAGCGAAAACAGCAGAUGUGUGAUCAGGUUGAGAUUAGCUUAGCUACACAGCAAAAGUUUUGUAGUACAUGCCUGUGCAUUUAGUGCAAAUCCACAAUAUAUAUUCCAGCUGAUAUAGCAUUUGUACAUAUAUAUAUAUAUAUAUAUAUAUGUACCGGUAUAGCUUCUGUAAUAUAGUAAUAUUAUUAACAUAUUUCUCAAAACGAGAACCAAAUACUGGCUGGAGACCUGUUUUGUGUGUAUAAACUAAUAACUCAGUGGGACUUGAUGAAAACUGAAGCAAAUGAUUGUUUGAUGUUUGUGUAUUUAACAAGUUUACACAGACUCAUUUUUUUAAAAUAGGCUGGCCUAUUGUGUGAAACAUCCACUUGCAGGUAGAUGUACUGACAGUAAGCGCUCCUAGUCUAUUAGAAUAUACAAUAUAAUGUAACUGUGCGGCUGUGCCGAGUUCACAUUAAUUACACCUUAUAGAGUUAUUAGGUUAUCUCCCCUUGAAGUUUAUCCCGCUGGAGGCUUUUUAGUUCAGAGUGUUGCCAAAUUUAGAGGCAUGGCAUAUUUUGGCAAUUAUAUACAUGUGGCUGGUUCAUUAUUGACUGAUGAAUAUAAAGCUUUAAGGAGCGAAUUGGAGUGAAUUGCUUUCAAGGUGAGGCUUUUGAACUACUGUUGCAGUUUCUUAUCUGGCAUAAUUCCUUGAAAAAUUAAUGAGCCAACAAAUCUCUUCCCAUGGCCUUGAAAUACUGCCAGUAUAAGUCAGAGUAGGCUGGAAUAAGGUAAUACAGAGUUCCCUUUACUUGAAAAAUAUUUUUUAUUGCAGUUCUGCAUUCUAUGUUUUAUCUUGGAGAGUUUUAUACAGCUACAAUUGCCAUGUAGUUUUUAAAACCAUCUGGAAUGUACAGUAUCAGUACCAUUUCUUCGUUUAUCACAUAUAAUUUAUCUAUUAGAUCUGAUGUAUUUUACCUCAUAUGCUGUAGGUAUGUUGACAGAAAGUUUUUCAAUAUUUUUUGCCAGAUUUUUUCUCUAAUAUACACCUGCUGAUUGUAGUAUUGUGUGUCUGCAGUCAUCUUUUACUUGGCAGGGUGCUCUUGGUGUUGUAUUUUUGUCAUGACUCAGUAUUAUGUUUGUUGUUGUUGUUAUUGAUAUUGGCAUGAAAUUUCAUUGCACUGUUGUGUAGUUUUGAAUUGUUAUGCUUCUUGUUGAGCACCGAAAUCAAACAAGUAUAUUUUUGCCAGCUUGAGGAAGAUUUAGCAAAUACACAAUGUUUUGUAAUGCUGGAGCAGGAAACAUUUGUUUGUGAAACAUUUUGAUUCUUAGCAUGUGGGCUUAGAUGUGCCCUAACAUGUAAAAGUACAAAAGAGCUUCUAGGGAAUUAGGGAUAUACUAUUUUCAGAAAAUUUCCAAGCUUUUUACUGAAAUGUGAAAAGGUGUCUGGUUUAUCGGUAAAGCAUAUUGGCAAAGCCCCCAAUGGGAGACCACUCCAACGUAACAUGAACCUAACAAAUCUCCUGAGCUAUUAAGGGGAAUAUGAUCAUGGUGGUCUGGACAAAACGAUUUGUAUCACUCCGCCUGUCAUAUUGCAUCAUUGGCAUCAAGCAUACAUGUUCCUUGGCCUCCAUUUCAAGUGAAUUUCUCCUUCCCACAGCCGGAUAAGGUGAAUGUUUACUUCGAACCGUGAUGAUAUUUUCAGAAAGUUGAAAGGCAGAAAAGUAAGUAAGCAUGGUACAUUAAUGACCAUAUUAAUUAAUAUUUUGUAGACCACAACAUGGAAAACUUCAUGAGAUUAUGCUUGUUAUCUUUUAUUAGCACUUUAUAUGGUAUUGCAAACAUGUUCAUAAAUUUGUUUUAAAAGGCGUACAAACAGUACAAGUUGAUAAAAAUGACUCCUGUAAGUAUGUCUUACAAGAGACAGGUGGCUUUGUUGUUGUGUUAUCGCAUCAUUGUUUUUGAUUGUGAGUUGUAUUGUUGUCGAUAUUUGCACACUCUAAGCUUGGCAGAAUCUACACUUCUUUACCAUUCCAUCUACUGUAUCUUGAUUUUGCUUUAAGAUCAAAAUUAAAUGAAUAUGUCAAGUGCAAAACUGAUGCAUUUGACUUCAUCACUAAGUAAGUUUACAGAUUCUGAAAGUCUAUAGAUCUGAGAAAGGCUUUUGAGGGUUUUUUUGGUAGGGUGAUAUCCUACCAAAAUCCUACUAUAUUACUAAGGAAAUGUGAGUUUCACCACCAAAAGUUAUACUUUAUGAGAUUUAUUUACCUCCAAAAAUGCACCUCAGGCAAAAUUUUAGAAAUACACACAAAUAGUUUUAACAGAAAAAUGCAAGAAUCAUCUUGACUUAAUAUUCCAGCAUUUGAUUUUGCCAUCAUUACUCAUUAUGAAAGCAAAAUGAAAUAUUGAGUCAAAAUGAAGAUUUCAUUUUUAAGAGUUACUCUACUUGCGGUAAGUGAAACCUAUCAAUGGAUCUUCUGGAUUUUAGGGUAAAGAUAGUGGCACUGAUGCAGAGGCAUCAUGGGAAAGCUUUAAAAUUAUUUAUGCACGUACAUUAAGGUUAUAACAGGAUGUUAAAAGGCUUAUGUAAAUGUGCUAAACUGUUCUUUACUGGCCUAUUAAUUCAUGUGUAUUGUAACACCGUUGGAAUAUACAGUCAGUGUUUUCUGCCGUAGAAACAUUGUUAAGACAUCUGGGCUCAUCUUCAUAAAAGUUUAGAAACUACUGAACAAACAGCAUUCCUUUGUUCCACUUUCCUUUUCUUAGACUUCUGCUGUAAAAUUCGUAUUGUGGUUAAGAGGUUAUUUGGUAGUUAUUGCUCAAAUGAAUCAACACCCAGGUUUUCGACGGGAAAAUUUGUAUGUAAGCAUAAAAUACUCAAGGGACUUAACUCCAUAGAAGCUUUAUGAAUCUCUACUGUACAGGUAAACAUGUGUUCUUCCCAGAUACACAGUGUUUUCCAGGAUUGGUCAAAUGACAUCUUUUUGGAAAUUGUAAGCCAUGCUGUUAGUCUUUAGCCUGAAAUUGAGGUGAAUCAAGUGCUUUUAUACUGAUGCAUUGAUGUAAGUAACGAUGAAUGUCCCAUGUUCAAGUUGCAAGGGAAUCUGUUGGAAAACUGUAUUACAAAAGCUGGUCUUGUUUUAGCAUUGCUGUAGAAAACGUCUGUCUGGAUUUGAAAACUCACAGGGGAUUUUAUUGUUUACCUGUACCCUUUCCGUCACUAAUAUGCUCUUCUGUAUAUUGAUAUCCGAGAUGCUCACAAAUUUUUAUCGGUUGUGAUUCAAUGAAUGGCCUUAAGUGUUGUGGUUAUGUACAAAGGACAGAAAGACUAAGUUGCUGGAACACCUCAGUUAAAGUGUUACAAAAUUUAAGAUAGAAAGAUAACAUUUAAGAUCCUUCCUGUAAAAGUUAAAUGAAGUAUGUGUCAAAAGAAAAUAGAUUUGUUUGUUUAAUUUGAGGGACGGGGGCGGUACCCAAGUUGAAAGUUUUUUCAUUAGGAAAAUUAGGAAGACAAGCAAGGAUAAUAGCAGACUGUGGCACUUCUUGGAUGGUCUUGCCAGGCCACUGUAGGACCUAACAUUUUAAGAGCUUUUAACUUGAUCAGAAAAACUUUAAACUUUUAAAAUCAAAGUAUUCCCUUGGACAAUUACUAUUCUUUAAAGGGUACAUCGUCCUUCAUUGAGGUUCAAAGGAAAAAAAAAAAAGACUUGUCACUUUGGCAAUCAGAUUUAUGAAUAUUACCCUUAGAACAUGAGCUUGUCCUGAGGAUAUUUCAAGACCACUUCAGUUACCUGAACUGUAUUUAUAAAGCUGUUCUGAAGUUUACGAGAGAUUCAGAAAUGCAAAAAAAUCAAAGAAUUUCAUGAAGUUCCUUCAAAGGAAAAGAACAGUAGUUUUAAUUGGGUGAAUCAAAAUCAAAAUGGAGAUAUCUGAAAGAAGAAGAAAUGUGACAUUUACUGUAUGCCAUGUAUGCGAAAAGUUUGAGGUGAGCUAUCUUGGUGUAGUUUGUGGAGGACUUCGUUGGGUUAGAUUUAAUAAGUCUAAACACAGCUUUGUCCUUUGAGAGCUUGUGGAAAUGUUUUUUUUUUUCACUUCAGUGUUUAAAGACUCAUCUGUGCUACAUAUAGAGUUUGACUGAUAUUUAGAAAAGUCAUUCUCAUUUUAACUUCUGUACCGCUUUCAUCUCUCAUGCUGGAGAGCUACAUGUAAUGUGUUUUUUUCGGCGCAUAUAUUGUCACUGAAGCAGCUGUUUUCUGUCUCAGCUGCGUGAAGACUCAGUCUGUGCUAUGUGUACAGUUUGACACGGAUUUAGAGAAGUAAUAUUGAUUUUGUAAUAAAUUAAGAUUAAGGUACCCUUUCUUCUGUAAUUGAUAACUGCUCAGUUUGUACAGUCAGGACAGACGAUGGAUAGAGGUGUGGGGCUGUUGCAGAACUGAUUUACAUGUGUCACUUAUUUAAUAUCUCUCUAUUAUAUUCAUAUGUGUCCCUGUUAACAGAUUGGCUGUUUCUGGCCUAGCUGACAGUGGAACAAGCAGACAGACAAACAGGCUGCUGACCUGCGUACUCGUAAAAUCUCCAACCUAUAUAGGAUCAGCCACUCAUGCACUGUGGAGGAAAACCACCUCCACAAACUCAAAGCAAAUAAUAAAAUCUU